AUGUCGACAGACCCGAACAUAGAUGUUGUCAAUAUUGGGCCGCUGCUUGCGGCGGCCUGCGAGCAACUCGAGGUCGGCGAGAUGGUGCAGAGCAGCACGUUCAGCCUAUUUGAGGCCAUGAGCGCCGUGGAGGUCGGAAACCCCAAGAUGGACGCCGGGGCGCGGCCAAAGGUCGACAAGGUGCCACUGCAGGAGCGACCGUUGCCGCUCGACCUCAGCAAAGCGCAGCUGGUAUCCUGGAUGGACCACCUGCUCGCGCUCGAGGCCACUUGGCACGUCGGCGGCGCGCUGGCGCAGACUGUGUACAGCUCGCUGCACAUGAUGCAGAUACCCAGGCUCGCUACCAACCCCACGAUGGCCGCCUACGCGCGCGUGCUGCAAGCGCUGUGCCAGGAGGUCAAUGCUCUAGUGCUGCAGGGCUGCGUCUGUGAGGAGGAGGACUUCAUGUGCCACUCAACAGGGCUGCCGCUGGAGGAGGACGCGGAAGCCGCGGAGAAGCUGCUGGCAGCGCUGGCACUGGCAGCGGACGCACAUGAUGCGCGCUCGUCGGGGGCCAAGGCGGCCGACGACCUGGACGCCCGGCUGUCUGCUGCGCUGCUCAGCCGCCUGCAGCUGCGCAAGCUGCUGUACCAGGCGGUGGUGCGCAUCCGCCAGCGCAGCAAGCAGGACCUGGACGCAGCCCACAAGCUGUUGGUCAAGGCGGCCAGCGAGCUGGCGGCGGCGCGUUCUGGAGCUGGGUUGGGGGCAGUUGCGGGAGAGGGAAGCGAGGAGGCCUGGGCUGCCCUAGGGUUUGACCCGGCGCUCAACAGCCACCUGGCGCCGCCGUCGCCGCCGCGUGUGGUCAAGGCCGUGACCCGUGACGAGGCCUUCUCUUAUUUCGAGUCGCUCAUUGAACAGCUCAUGCGCGCCUGCCGCGUCACGUCAGUGAGCGACUUCCCGACCCUGGAGCAGUUUGUCACAGCCUUCAGCGCCGCCCGCCCCUGCGCCGUCGCGCGCGCCGCCCUGCACUUCCAGCUCGCCCAGCAGGCCACCCUCGACCAGGCCGCCGCCGCCGCGGGCGCGCCGCCUGCGCCGCCGCCGAUGACCGCCGCGCAGCAGCCGUGGGCGCCGUCACCGCAGAUGCUGCGCGCCGCGACGAGCUGCCUGGCGCCGGGCGCGGAGCUGGGGGACGACGCGGAGCUCUUCACGGAGCAGGCGCUCAUCGCGGUGGGCAACUGGGUGCAGGCCGUCCUGCUCAACCCCGCGCGCCACCGGCGGCGCCUGCGGCGCGGGCUGGAGGACUGGUGCCACCUGUACCAGCACGCGGUCAACGCGGACUGCAGCGAGGCGUUUGGCUCGGCCGCGACCGCGGCCGGCUGGGGGUGGCGCGGGGCAGCCGAGUACCCGGGGCCGCUGGGGCCGCUGAGCGCGUGGGUUGAGCGGCAGACGGCGCGGGUGGUGGCGGCGCACCUGUUGAUGGGGUUUGAGCUGGAGCUGUACGAGCCGCGCGACUACGCCAUGCUGUACUGGUACAUGGACUACCUGAAUGGUGUCAUAGAGCACGACAGCCGCCUGCUUGCGUCCUCGCGCCCCAGCCCCGAGGCCGCCGCCAAGGCCGCCACGGCAGGCACCAAGGGCAAACGGCUGCAGGGCAAGGGCCCAAAAGGCCUCGCGGCGCCCAAGGGCCUUGGCAGCAGCACCAGCAGCGGCACCAGCGGCGGGACCGGCGGCGGCACACAGGCGGCGGCGGCGGUGGUGCCGAGCUUGGCGGCGGUGCGGGCUGCGUUUGCAUCGGACCAGAUGCAGAUCGCGCAGGCGGGGGCUACGCGGCAGCUGUGCCAGGGCAUGAUGCACAUGUGCGUCGCGCUUUCCGCGGCCGGCGUGAUGGCGCAGCCGCCGCUGCCGUUUAACGGGCAGCGGGAGCGGUUCGAGCAGCGGUUCGGGUCCCUGCACAUCCUGACGCGGCCGGAGCCGCUGGGGUACGAGCAGUACGCAGCGUCGGUGGACAUGAAGGGUGCUUCACCCUCAGCGGUGCUGGGCGCUGCGAGCGCCUCUCUGGCCAAGGCCUCGCAAAUGUUCAAGGCGCUGGCGCUGGUGUGGCACCCGGAUCAUGGCAAAGACGACGCGCACGCCAGGGAUUGCGGUGCCCUGGAGCGCGCGGCGGCGCAGAACCGCCUUGCCUGCAUGGUUGCAGAGCGCGCGGCGGCGGCGGGGACACUGCGUGACGCAGCGGUUGCCCCUCAGCAGCAGCAGCAGCAGCAGCAGCAGCAGCAGCAGUCACUGCAGCAG
Molecule: messenger RNA, 2268 nt
Organism: Monoraphidium neglectum
Lineage: Eukaryota; Viridiplantae; Chlorophyta; Chlorophyceae; Sphaeropleales; Selenastraceae
Exons: 10
Biological process (GO): N-terminal peptidyl-methionine acetylation
Cellular component (GO): NatC complex
Source: RefSeq, a predicted model, not a curated record